UUCCUCCAGAACAAUCGUCACCUUCACAUGAGUAUUGCAAGCAUUUCAGCAGGAGAGCAUGUAUCUCCCAGCCCCACCGAACUGCUUCAUCUUGUCGGAAGAUUUGCGUCGUCGUUGUCAGAAUCUAGGAAGCCUUUUGAAAGUAUAGUUGCGUCUUUUGUCUAGAAGAGCCGCCCUUGGACCUCGCCAGCCACACCCUCGAAACGACAGAGACAGAGAAAAAUCUGUUUUUUUUUCUCUCUUUUGACAAUGAACGGUGGAGGUUCGUGCUCGCUGCAGUUCGACCCGGCAACGGCUACCGAGUUCCUGAAGCUGCAGCGCGUACUCAUGCGGCAGGACGCGAGCCGCGCCACGAACGCCGACACGCUGUCGUGGCUGUUCGACGCCGCGAAAGAGAGCAUUCAUGAAUUGGUGGAGAGGGAACGCAAGCGCAUACGAAUGGACACGCGUACCAUCGCAGCCGACACUCGCGACAUUAUCGACAUUCUCCCAGCCCCCGUGUGGCACAGCAUCUUCCGUCGUCUGCUGCUGCCGCCCUCCCACCCGGACGCCCGCGCCGUCGUCGCGCGGCGGAACCGCGGCAACUCCCGUGCCUCGUCGUCGCAGCAGCAGCGCGGUGCAGUGGUGUUGGCGAGCCCUGAGUCCACGGCGGGCGAGCAGCACCGGAGCAACGCUGAGAGCUAUGGCGCAUCGUGGGCUCUGCUGUGCUGCGCGCUGGCCAGCAGGAGGCUGCUCCUGCAUGUGCUCUCCUUCUCGGCAAGCCAACCUACCGCCCUUGCAUUCAGCGACGACAGCCCCCAGUGGAGCAAGAGCGUGCUGUACCUGCUCAGGUGGGCCCAGCACCAGCUCGCCCUCACCUUCACUGAGCCCGAGCAGCUGCGCACCCUCGGCCGCUACAUUGCAUGCUCGCGCCCCUCCCUCACCUCCCUCGCCCUGAAACUCCGCGGCAUGGUGGACGGGGACGAGGAGCAGGAGUACCAGCGCUGGACGCUGGACUUUCUGAAGGACUGCUCGCAGCUGCAGCAGCUGAAGCUGGGGCGCGGCAUGUGGAACCUCAGCAGCAAGUGUGAGAGCGCCGCGUGGGUGAAGUCCCUGAGGAGUCUGACCAUCAAGCACGUGGACUGCAGCAGCGUGGAUUACCAGUUCCUGGGCACCAUCACCCCGCAGCUCACCGAAUUCACUCUCUACGAGCACCGGCAUCUCGCCCACGGCCCGCGUUUUGGCUCCACUCAUCUCACCUUCUCCUUCUCCAGUGCACGCAUCCUUCGCUUCCGCUUCCUCCACAGUGAGCUCAAGCUCACCCUCUCCCUCCCGCCCUCACUGGAAACCCUCUCGGUGAUGGCCAAGUGGCUCGUGCUCGCCUGCAAGAGCAGCGCCCCUCUCUCUCUCCACCAUCUCUCGCUGUACGGCCAGGACCGCCUCGUCAUCUCCUCCCUGCGCCUCGCAUCGGCGCGUGUCGCUUACUUGAACGGGCCUGCCAGCGACGAGGACUCCACCUCUCCCAUGAUCUCCUCCCAGCUGCCCCUUGCCUGGCAGCACCUUCCCAAGGGAAAAUCCACUUUCUCCUGGAGCAACUGGCUUCGUGCGAUUGCGCCGAAAGUGGAGGUGCUUAUAGUGAGGCAUGGGGUGCCUAUAGAGCAGGUGAAUGCGGUGUGGAGGAGCCUGCGCAGCCUUGGGAUUGUCGUGGGGACCAAAGGGCGUGAGGAUCCAGACUGGGAGGCAGCAGUGGAGCGAUUCUGUGAGUAUGGGGAGGAAGAGGAGGAGGAUUAUAACGAGUAUGGCCUGUACUCUGAGGCUGUGUGCUACCGCGGGAGCGGGGUGCACGGUUGGAGAGGGGGGAUCAACCAGAGGGCGAUGCAGCAGCAGCAGCAGCAAGUGCUCAGGCCUCCUUCCAUCAAGGCUCCAAAGUUGGAGUCCAUUUUCUUCCCUACCCGCAAGCCCUGUGAGCCGCAGAUCCUGGCUGCCCUGCGCAGGGGCUUCCCUUCUCUGGCCUUGUACUGCGUUAUAGGCAGCUCGUACUACUGGGAGAGGAAGAGGAAGACGCUGAGAGAUGGGCCUGUUGUGCAUGUGAGGCACGAGAAGAGUGGGGUGCUGCGCUCUCGCUUUGACAAGAAGCACCCGAAGAGUGUGAGGGAGAAGAUGCACAGUGUGAAUGGAGAACUGGUGGAGGGGUACAGUGCUGGUGAUGAUGAGAGCCAUAUGCUUAAGUACAAUGGGUGAAUUGAGUAGUGCAUGCUGCUUUCUGCUUUCGCAGAGAUCUCUUUCCUUUCCCCUAGCAACAAGACUAGAGGACAGCGGGAAGUUGCUGCAGCGCUCCCCCCAGGCUUGGCACUUUCAGGUAGGGGCGCUUGGUUGUCCCCCUCUUUUCCCUACUAGGAGGUUCUGAUCUGAUCUCGCAUCAACUUGUGUGUUUGACAAAAUUGCCUCCCUAUGCAAGACCAGAGUUCCGUAGACGUAUCU
Closterium sp. NIES-67 is the source of this 2460-nucleotide messenger RNA. The record is from the annotation of a GenBank genome assembly. NCBI's taxonomy places the organism in Eukaryota, Viridiplantae, Streptophyta, Zygnematophyceae, Desmidiales, Closteriaceae.